Messenger RNA from Emys orbicularis (European pond turtle), 1266 nucleotides. It is a transcript of the gene ARMH1, whose product is annotated as armadillo like helical domain containing 1. Bases 1 to 1266 code for a protein of 421 amino acids. The record is from RefSeq and is a predicted model, not a curated record. Lineage: Eukaryota; Metazoa; Chordata; Testudines; Emydidae. The transcript has 11 exons.
AUGACUUCCACAAAGGAGCAGGCAGCCAUCAGCAGACUGAUGGGGUUCUUGCAGGAAUGGGACAAUGCUAGCAAAGCUGCUCGUAGCCACAUGCUGGAUAAUUUCAUUAAGGCAAAUCAAGGAAAGACAGGGCCAGAGUUGGAGCUGGAAUUCUCACAGGGAGCCAGCUUGUUUCUGGCCCGCCUAACAUCCUGGCUGAGGCUGACCUACAUGUAUGGAAUAUACCUAGAUCAGCAGCUAAAGUCCAUUGGCAUCUUUCUGUCAGCUGCAAGUAGCCACAGGUAUCUUAUUGAAUUUCUGGAGGUUGGAGGUGUCCUGACUCUCCUGGAAAUACUAGGGCUGAAGCAACUGAAGGAAGAGGACAAAAGGGAGUCGAUAAAGCUACUCCAACUCGUAGCAAAAGCUGGCAGGAAGUAUAAGGAGCUCAUUUGUGAAAGUUAUGGUGUGAGAUCAAUAGCUGAGUUCUUGGCCAAUUCCAAGUCCGAAGAGACUCAAGAACAAGUGCAAAUUCUGUUGGAUUCUUUAGGCCACGGCAAUCCCAAGUAUCAGAACCAAGUAUACAAAGGCCUGAUUGCUUUGCUGCCAUGCACAUCCCCCAAAGCCCAACAGCUGUCUCUGCAGACACUCAGAACUGUGCAGGCGAUCGUGGGAGCAGCCCAUCCCGGCAUUGUGGACGCUGUGCUGGGCGUGCUCAGCUCAAUGCACUUGGAAGUUCAGUAUGAAGCCAUUCAGCUGAUAAAGGAUCUCACGGCUUAUGAAGUCCGGCCAGUGCUGCUGAAGGGUCUGGUUGAAUUACUUAAAGCACCAGGGAAAGAGACUGCUAAAGUGAAAGGCAAAGCCCUGGAAGACCCAGCCACACUCCAUCUUCCGGAGCCCUUGUCGGUGUAUAUACAGCAAGCCGCUGCAGCAAAAGCCAUCGGCAUUCUAGCCAAGGACUCCACCAAACUGGCUGAAGAGAUGAUCCAGCUGAGAGUGGUGCACGGCCUUAUGUGUGCUAUGGGGAACCAGGAUCAUACCACCUGCCAGAGACAGGCCAGCAUCACUCUAGAGUAUUUUGUCCGGACAUUUCCCACUGUGGAGGAGCAUGUGAGGAAGGCAACAGGAGAGACUCUGUUCCAGCUUUUUAUGAGAGAUGCCAAGACCUUGUACAUGAACAUGGAUGCAGUACAGGUUGAUAUUCUGGCAUCGAAUAAAGUGAACAUCCCAGGAAGUUUAGCAAGCCCAGAAAGGAUGCCGCCCAUGGAAGAGGAAGGAAGCACGGAAUGA